Molecule: messenger RNA, 5205 nt
Organism: Fibroporia radiculosa
Lineage: Eukaryota; Fungi; Basidiomycota; Agaricomycetes; Polyporales; Fibroporiaceae
Exons: 23
Coding region: 1-5205 (1734 amino acids)
Biological process (GO): intracellular calcium ion homeostasis
Cellular component (GO): membrane
Molecular function (GO): ATP hydrolysis activity; P-type ion transporter activity; ATPase-coupled monoatomic cation transmembrane transporter activity
Source: RefSeq, a predicted model, not a curated record
AUGAACUCGCUAUAUACCCUUGGUGUGCGGCAAACGAACUCGAUCCAGGCGGACUUGGAACGGCUCAGAAGUGGUGACAAGUCCGCAGCUCUGUUAGGUCUGUGUCAGUUCGUAUUACUCAUAGAUGAGGCGGACGAGGAGAUAUCCGCGUCGCUGGCCGCAAUGCAUCGAACGGUGGAUGACUAUGAUUCGAUGGCCAAGAGAGAAAUUAUCAAGGCGAAGCAAGAGAAGGCAUUGAUGCGAGUACAGAAAUUUCGGGUGGACUAUGCGGAGCUACGAGGGCAGUUUGAACGUUUCAAAACCGAAAAUGAAGCGGCGACGCGUUCAGAACUUCUUUCUGCAUCCUCGUCUUCUACAAUUCCAAUGUCGCCGGCAACCGGAGAUGCGCGUCGACGGUUUAUGCCUAGUCAAGCGUCGACAUCUUCAGAGGUCUCUGAAUCACCUUUUCGUGCUUCUCCUAUGCCAGCAUCCAAUUUACGGGAACAAUACGCUUUGCGCGAACAUUCGUUUAUCCAAAAUACUGAUGCUCGGCUCGAUGACUUUAUUGCACAAGGUCGUGCUGUGCUUGACGAUCUAGUGGACCAACGGAACGUCCUAAAGGGAACACAAAAGCGUCUGUUGGAUGCUGCGAACACACUCGGCCUGAGCAGAAAUGUAAUUGGGUGGAUUGAGAGACGAAGCACCCAAGAUAUGUAUAUCUUCAUUGCUGGCGCAGUCUUCACUUUUGUCUCAUCUACUGGUCUCGUCAAUCUUGCCCUCGAUUUACCAGGUAAAAAUUCUUGGAUGGAAUCGUCUUCACAAGCACAGGCAUUUGAUUACACAGAGGGUGCGUCCGCCAUCGACAUCCAGCAAGCUCUAGAGAGUAGCGUUCGAGGAAGACGGGAGUCUCGUUAUGGCGCGGAUGGUGAUGGGACCAUGUUUGAUGGACCAGGACAUUCAGUGAACCCGAGCAGUGUCUCAAGAAUGUCAAUUGGAGAUCGCCGACGGCGUAGUAGUGACGUUUGGUCAAGGGGCUCGAGGGCCAGAAGAUAUAGCGAGGCGAGCACAAGUGGAGGUGGGAGCCCGCUUCACAGGACGAGCCACGACAGCAAGCUGUCGUAUGGGUCGGUGGACAAUGGCGAUGACCGACAUCCUCAUGACGAGAAUAUGCCAACCGGACAAGGCGAGAGUCAUAGUAUGUCCAGGAGGGCAAGACUCAGACGGUCCCCUUCUCCGUCGUCACCUCAGCAUCGGUCCUCCGUAUUUGAGAACAUCGCAAACAUGUUCGGUAGAAGUCAUUUAACGGAAUCGCCUCCUCGCAGCCGCCGCCCUUCGAUAUCGAGUCGCACUUCACGGACACGGCUCCUCCGUCGGUCAAGCAGUAGGCGCUCCGAUGCAAGCUCAGAUUAUGGUGUUGCGUCAGAAGUCGACGGCGAUGAGCGAUGGGGGUAUUCGUCUGGUGAAGAAGACGAGAGCGAAGCGUCUGUGGACGUCGAACGUGCUGACGGUCAAAGUGGCAGUGAACUCGAUUAUGGAUCAUAUCCGCCAUCCCCCUCAAUUGGACCAUCGUUGCCUCUCCUUACCGGUGAUACGUUUUUUGGUGGAGAAGCACGCAUUGAAAUGGGUGAUUUUGAGCCGCUGUCACCGCCACCCCCAGGACCACCCAGCAGACAAACAAUCUACCUGGCUGAUGAAGAUACCGACAUCCGGAUGGUUGGGUUUGAGACUUUAUUCUGGCGACAAUCGCUAUGGCGCUUCUGCUGCAUCUGUAGCUGCGGUAUAUUGGCACUGCUAGGACACUGGUUUCCUCGCUUGUGGUUACGUUGGGUCACAAAAGAGAAGGCCUUUAAAGAUAUACAAAACGGCUUUGUAGUCGUCGAGACUACCUACAGGGAUGUUGCAUUAUUUCCGUUACGAAGGAUAGACUAUCCGUAUGACUUGUCGACAGUGUUUCCAACUACACCGGAUCCUUCCGUAAGAAUACCGUUGUCAAGGACUUCGACGCGGACUUUGCGUUUCGAUGCGACUUUGGAAGACGAUCAUUCUCACAAUUUCACGUCCUUGGCCGUUGUCGAUUAUCGCUACGCCCGUUUUGCUCUGGAUCCUCGCACUGGACUAUUUAGCAUGAUCAGAGACUGGAGGGAUCCAACCUGGGCAGGAAUUGCUUCCGUUCAGCAUGGUCUGAGUAGCGUUGUGCAGUUGCAACGACGUAUAUUAUUUGGAUCAAAUAUAAUAGAUAUCGAGGGGAAAACCACUGUAUCGUUACUAAUAGAUGAAGUUAUACACCCAUUCUAUGUAUUUCAAAUUGCAAGUAUUAUUCUGUGGUCUCUCGACGACUAUUAUUACUACGCAUUCUGCAUUGCAUUAAUAUCAGCCAUCAGUAUCACUACAACUCUUGUGGACACUAAAAAGACGAUUACUCGCAUGCGAGAAAUGUCUAAAUUUACCUGUCGAGUGAAAGUAUUUUUGGAUGGUGCAUGGAUGGAACACGAUUCCUCCUCACUUGUGCCUGGGGAUAUUGUCAAUCUCAUUGAGCCACAGCUAACAGUUCUCCCCGCUGACAUGUUCCUGCUCUCUGGUGAUGCCAUUGUCAACGAGAGCAUGCUUACCGGAGAAAGCGUGCCAGUUGGGAAAAUACCAGUCAAAGAUGACGGCCUUGCACAAUAUAGGGAUGGUAAAGACGUCAAUGGGGAUAUUGCGAAGAGCUUUCUCUAUUCUGGUACUCACGUUGUACGCAUGAGAGGUUCACUCGCUCCUGAUGGCAGCCUCAGGACGCCUGCGUUAGGACUUGUUGUUCGGACAGGGUUCAAUACGACCAAAGGUGCCUUGGUCCGCUCAAUGCUAUUCCCAAAGCCUAUGGGAUUCAAGUUUUACCGCGACUCUAUCCGAUUUAUUCUCGUUCUGACUGGUGUUGCGGGCUUGGGCUUUUGUGCCAGUGCAAUCCAAUUUGUACGACUCGGGGUCAAAUGGCAUACAAUUCUCAUCCGUGCACUCGAUCUCAUUACGGUUGUUGUGCCUCCUGCACUCCCUGCUACUCUCUCAAUUGGAACCAGCUUUGCGAUUGGCCGCCUUCGGAAAUCAGGUAUAUUCUGUAUAUCACCCAACCGCGUCAAUGUUGCAGGCCAGAUCAACGUCUGCUGCUUCGAUAAAACUGGCACCCUCACAGAGGAUGGACUAGACAUCCUAGGUGUGCGUUCUUUGGAACGGAACAUGGACCGCUUUGGCGAACUCAUAGAGAACAUACACGAUUUACCUUCGAGUCUCGACAAGGCUAAUUUUCUCCACGCGCUUGCGACUUGUCAUUCUCUCAAGAUGGUCGAUGGCGAAGCAAUUGGCGACCCGUUAGACGUGAAGAUGUUUGAGUUCACCAGAUGGACGCUGGAAGAAGGUGAUACUGCUGGGAUGGCUGUUGUGAAGAGCCGAGCGAGCGGCGAUCGUCCUGCUGCAUUGGUCCAGACUGUCGUACGUCCGCCAGGUAGUGCACAAUUUAGGGUAGAAGAUGCUUUGAAAGGCGGAAAGCAUGCGCAUUUCCUUGAGUUAGGCGUGAUUCGAACAUUUGACUUUGUCUCCGCCCUGCGUAGGAUGAGUGUCAUUGUCAAGCGACUGAAGAGCACCAGCAUGGAAAUAUAUGUAAAAGGCGCGCCUGAGGUUAUGGGUGAAAUCUGUGACAAGGCUUCCUUCCCUCAGGAUUAUGACGAUCUGUUGUCCUAUUAUACUAAGCGCGGAUACAGAGUGAUCGCUAUUGCUGGCAAGAGCGUGGAGGGCCUGUCUUGGUUGAAAGCUCAAAAGCUGAAACGUGAGCAGGCAGAAUCAGGUUUACGCUUCCUUGGACUGGUGAUCUUCGAAAACAAGCUGAAGCCCGGAACGGCACCCGCAAUCCAAUCCUUGCGAGUUGCCCACUUCGCAUGUAGGAUGAUAACCGGGGAUAAUCCAUUGACUGCAGUGAGCGUUGCGAGGGAAUGUGGUCUUAUCAAUCCCGCAGCACAUGUAUUCGCGCCUAUUUUCAGCAGGGGAAAUCCGACAACACCGCUGGCAAAGCUUGAAUGGUCAUCAAUGGAUGAGCCGGGUUGGAAGCUGGAUGACUAUAGUCUGAAGCCUUUGGACCCACCUGGUAAUCACCUAGUUGAAUCGGGCGAGAUUGACUACCAAGACUACACUCUGGCUCUAUCCGGUGAUGUCUUCCGAUGGAUGAUCAACCAUGCGCCCCUGGAAACCCUUCAGCGCAUGCUUGUAAAGACACAAAUCUUCGCUCGGAUGUCACCGGACGAAAAGAACGAAGUGGUAGAGCGAUUACAGUCGCUUGGGUAUACUGUGCUCAUGUGUGGUGAUGGCGCGAACGACUGCGCCGCUUUGAAGGCCGCAGACGUUGGCUUGUCCCUUUCAGAGGCAGAAGCGUCAGUGGCUGCUCCGUUCACGAGUCGUACUCCCGAUAUCAGCUGCGUACUGGAGGUUAUCAAGGAGGGACGAGCUGCCCUUGUGACGAGCUUCAGUUGUUUCAAGUACAUGGCGCUGUACUCGCUUAUACAGUUCACCACGAUUACGCUGCUUUAUUCCUUCGCUUCGUCAUUAGGAGAUUUCCAGUUCCUAUAUAUUGACUUAUUUAUCAUCAUUCCUAUCGCAGUGACUAUGGGCAGGACACUGCCAUUCCCUCGCAUCAAUCCAAAGCGUCCGGCGGCUAGUUUGGUGUCAUCAAAAGUACUCGCAAGUCUGGUUGGACAGAUCCUAAUGACAGCGGCUACUCAAUUUUGGGCGUUCUUCUGGGUUCGCCGGCAAGAAUGGUACACACCUCCUCCCCCAUCGGAUCCGGAUCUCGGCAAUGAUAAACUCGAGGCUACAAAUUUCGAGAACUCAGCUCUCUUUUUAGUCUCUUGUUUCCAAUAUAUAUUGGUUGCAGCGGUGUUCAGCAUCGGUCCCCCUUACAGGAAAGCCAUGUGGACGAAUGGAUUGUUCAUGUUGUCACUCGCCUGUCUGUCAUUAUUUAAUAUAGUCGUUCUGGUCGUCCCACCACGACCUAUAGCGACGCUUUUGGAGCUAGUACCACUCCCACUCUCUGCCCGGACGACGUUGCUGGCGGUGGUGACCGUGAAUGUCGUAUUGUCUCUGGCAUUCGAGAAAUGGGGAACACGAGCCCUAACGGGCCUAGUGGAGACGCUCGCACAGCUACAUCAGAAACGUCGCAUCAAGGACGGCAAGUUGUACAAGACGGUUGAGGGAGGAAUGCGAUGA